AUGGGUCACCCCGCUCCAGUCGACGUACUGCGCAAGAUGAUCACGACCAACAUGAUCAAGGAUGUGCGAGUCCCUCUCAAGUUGGGUGGAGCAAGUGCAUGCCGCAGGUGUCAACAAGGUGAAAAAGUCCAAAAACCAUUCCCAAGCAACCGCGACAAGCGCAGCUAUGAUAAGUGUGAGCUGCUUCAUCUGGACAUCUGUGGGUCCAUGGAAAACGAUUCGCUCGGUGGUAGCAGAUAUCUGCUACUGAUCAGUGAAGACUACGUCCGGAAGUACAUCACUGUGGUUCAGACGCAGUUCAGUAAGAAGGUCAAGUUUGUGCGACACGACGGAGCUUGCGAGCUCGCAACCAACUCGCUUCAAAUGUUCUACAAAGAUGAAGGCAUUGAACAGCAAACAACGGUGACAUAUGCGCAUCAAACCAACGGAACAGCAGAGCGUGCCAUUUGGACUAUCCUUACGAUCGGCCGCAGCAUGCUUCAUCAUGCCAAACUAGACAAUUGUUUCUGGGCUGAAGCAGCGAUGACGGCCAUCUACGUCAAGAAUCGACUGCCGUCACCUAAAGUCGUACUCAAGAAUACGUUUGAGAUCGUCUACAACUCGACGCCAAGCGUCAAGCACAUGCAAGCAUUCGGGCGCCAGACGUACAUACUGACGCCAAAGGAGAAUCGGCUUAAGUGGGAUCCAAAGGCUCGCACUGGCAUAUUCGUGGGCUACGAAGAAGUGUCGAAGGCGUAUCGAGUUUAUGACAUUGAGGCGGGACAGGUGGUUAUCAGUCGCGAUGUCAACUUCGACGAGUCCACCUUUGGACUUCCGCCGCCGAUCACUGAUGAAGAUGCCGAUGACCUGGACUUCGAGUUGCUUGACCUCAAUGAUGAAGAGCCGCGUCAGGUGGAGUACAAGCAAACAGGCAAGCGCAAAAACCGCCUCAGUGAUGAAGAUACAGCAGCUCCACGGCCACGUGCAGUGCGUCAACGACCUGGACUAGAAGAGUCAACCGCGCUAGAAAACAACUCGUCACGCCAAGAAGAAGACGAAGAAAGGAAGGAUUCUGAUGAAUCAACUCCGCCUGUGUUUUGGCAUGCGAGUGCGAAUGUCGUUGAAACAGCAGCAGACUUAUCAGAGCCCUACACACUUGAGGCUGCAGUGAGCGGCCCUGACCAAGUGCACUGGCAAAUGCCAUUUAUGCGGAACUCGAGUCGAUGCGCCUUCGCGGUGUGUUUCGUGCAGCCAAGCUGCCCAACGGACAACGCGCCAUUGGCACAAAGUUAG
Molecule: messenger RNA, 1272 nt
Organism: Peronospora matthiolae
Lineage: Eukaryota; Oomycota; Peronosporomycetes; Peronosporales; Peronosporaceae
Source: the annotation of a GenBank genome assembly